This is a messenger RNA of Brassica oleracea var. oleracea, 2892 nucleotides long. RefSeq names its product exosome component 10. The transcript has 14 exons. Gene Ontology annotation, molecular function: nucleic acid binding; 3'-5'-RNA exonuclease activity; nucleotide binding. NCBI's taxonomy places the organism in Eukaryota, Viridiplantae, Streptophyta, Magnoliopsida, Brassicales, Brassicaceae. Bases 78 to 2684 code for a protein of 868 amino acids. Gene Ontology annotation, cellular component: nucleolus; nuclear exosome (RNase complex). Gene Ontology annotation, biological process: nuclear polyadenylation-dependent snRNA catabolic process; nuclear polyadenylation-dependent rRNA catabolic process; nuclear polyadenylation-dependent snoRNA catabolic process. The record is from RefSeq and is a predicted model, not a curated record.
GAGCAGCCGUGGAGUUCCUAAAACCCUAGCGAAGCCAAGAGAUACAGAUACAGAUACCCUAAUCGAUCUGGAGAGAAAUGAGCGACGGUAACAUGGACGUGGAAGAAUCAGCAGAGGUUUCUUCGAAAGUAAAGUCCCUGGAGACCUUAGUCGUCGAUGGUUCUUCUUUCUCAAGAAAUCUAUCGAAACUCUCAUCGUCUUCCCGUCUGAUCCCGACGAGUAAAGAUUUUCACUUUUACUACAACUUCGAUGAGUUCAAGCGACCCACCGACGAGAUGUCUGCAACCUCGCAGUCGCUUCUCGAGACGAUCGGUGACUCCGAUCAGGUUUUGGGGAAAUCCAUUAGGUUCCCCGGGGACAUCGAAGAAGACGACGCCGAUGAUUGGCUCUGCAACGUCAACGAUGAAUUUCUCGAGAGGUUCGAUGUUUCGGUUGAUGACUUUCAGAGGGUGCGGAAGGAGGAGGAAGAAAUCGGUCGGACUCUAUUGCCUCCUGCGUCUGAUUUUGAGGAUGAUGGGUUUCAGAUGGUUUAUGGUAAGAAGAAGAAACCUGUAAUUGGUGGUUCGGUGAUUGAUGUUAAACUGGCUGAGAGGGAUAAUAAGAGCUUAUCUGGUAAGGCAAAAGUCCCUUUCCAUGUACCGACCAUAAAGAAGCCCCAAGAAGAGUUUAACAUUUUGGUGAACAACGCCAACCAACCCUUUGAGCAUGUUUGGUUGGAGAGGAGCGAGGACAAUCAGCGGGUUUUGCAUCCACUGGAGAAACUUUCAGUGAUUGACUUCGUUGGCAAUAGUGUAAGCGAGAUGGAACCUGUUAAGCCCCUCCCACUGGAAGAGACUCCAUUCAAGCUCGUUCAAGAUGUGAAAGAUCUGAAAGAUUUAGUUGCUAAAUUGCGUACUGUUGAUGAGUUUGCGGUUGAUCUGGAGCAUAAUCAGUACCGAUCUUUUCAAGGAUUGACAUGCUUAAUGCAAAUUUCCACCAGAACGGAGGAUUAUAUAGUUGAUACAUUCAAGCUUCGUGUUCAUAUUGGUCCUUACCUUAGGGAGAUUUUUAAAGACCCUAAGAAGAGAAAGGUGAUACACGGAGCAGAUCGAGAUAUUGUUUGGCUUCAAAGGGACUUCGGGAUAUAUGUCUGCAAUCUCUUUGACACAGGACAGGCGUCAAGGGUGCUAAAUUUGGAGAGAAACAGCCUGGAGUUUCUUUUGCAGCAUUUUUGUGGUGUUACAGCAAAUAAAGAAUACCAAAAUGCAGACUGGAGAAUUCGACCCCUUCCAAAGGAAAUGACAAGAUAUGCAAGAGAAGAUACCCACUAUCUUUUGUACAUAUAUGACGUAAUGAGACUAGAACUGCAAAGAGUGGCAAAGGCUGACCAUCAAACAGACUCUCCCCUGCUUGAGGUCUAUAAGCGCAGUUACGAUUUGUGCACACAACUAUAUGAGAAAGAGCUUUUGACUGAGAAUUCAUACCUUCACAUAUAUGGGCUUCAGGCAGCGGGCUUCAACGCAGCUCAACUUGCCAUUGUUGCGGGACUUUGUGAAUGGCGUGAUUACGUUGCACGUGCGGAGGACGAGAGUACUGGUUAUGUUUUGCCAAACAAACUUCUUCUUGAAAUAGCCAAGGAGAUGCCUCUUAGUGUUGCCAAAUUGCGUCGGUUGUUGAAGUCAAAGCAUCCUUACAUUGAGCGUAAUGUUAAUUCUGUUGUCAGCCUCAUCAAGCAUUCGAUACAAAAUUGUGCAGCAUUUGAGUCUGCUGCUCUAUCUUUAAAAGAUGCGUCUCCUGGAACUGUAAUGGAGAAUAUUGAACCUCUUAGUGAGAGGAAAGACAUGUAUACUCGUACAGAUGACGUAGCUUCUCCAAAUCUGAAGGAAAAUUCUUUGCAUGUUCAGAAUAAUACCUCGGGCCUCGUCAUGGUUGCAGCAGAUGCUAGUGAACGGAAGGAUUUAGGGACAGGCUUGUUUGGUUCUGCUAAGGGUCCUGCGGCUGUUCUGAUCUCUAAGAAACCAAGCAGUGGUUUAGGAGCAUUACUGGGAAGUUCAGCCUCGAAAAAGAAAUUUCGAACAGAUAAGAACGUGAAUGAAGAGGCGAAGCUCGAACAGAUACGAUCAUCUGUAAACCUGCAAUUCCAAUCUUUUACCGACAAAAGUUCUGAGUCAAAGUCGGCUACUGGACCAUCACCAAAGGAGCCUGAAGAGGUCUCGACUACUAUGCCAGCCUCUGUUUCCAAGCAACAUGGUGCGACUGCGUUAAAAGAUGAUUCAGAAGAAGCCUCAGAAAUUGCUGGUACUUCUGAUAGAGUUUCAGAUGCCGAAGUAUCUUGUUUUGAGACAGAGAAUGUUAUACUGUUAGACGAUGGUGGUGGGAAGGAAGUUGAUGCGGAAGAUGAACCAAUGUCCCUCUCGGAGUUGUCCACAAACUUUCAGAAAUGCUUUAACUCCAUGAGUAAGAGCAACAAUAAGGCCCAAAAGCCCGAGUUCUUAAACGUAGAACCGUUUGAUUAUGAAGCUGCAAGAAAAGAGGUGACAUUUGGAGAAGGACAAAAGGGAAGACAAGGAGGAAAGAAAGAAGGUGGGUCAAAAGCAGGAGGUCAGAAGAAGGGGUCUGCUCCGGAACAGUCUGAGUUUGGGCAAGGAAAACGCCGUCAAGCCUUUCCAGCAUCCGGGAAUAGAAGUGCAACCUUCAAGAGUUAGACUCUCCAACUGAAUAUCUAAUCAAUGAUCUGAUAUCCGGACAGUCAGUAUUGAUAGGUUUUGUUUUUAUUACAAUUCAUUUUGGCCGUGGUCAAUGGUGACUUUGUUUUACUCAUUUACAUUGUCUACUACAGAUUUUCUCAUUUUUAUGGGACUUAUGGAUACAAACUCUUUGGUUUGAAACAUCAAAAUCUGAUUCACUGUUUAA